AUGGGAGGGAUCUGCCAGUCGGAGGCGGGUGGGCUCCGCGUGCCGCAGGACGAGCAGGGCUCGUGGUUGGCCGCGGGUUCGCACGGCUCCGCCGCCCACGCGGGCGGCAAAGCGUUCGGCGCGGCCGGGCAGGCAGGCGCGGUGCCGCCCCUGUCCCCGCGCGGGCUGCCCCCUCCGCCCACGCGCGUGCGGCACGGCUCGCACUUCGCCCCGGAGCCCUUCGGCUUCCACCCGAAGGUCUGGGACGCCCGGCGCUCCGAGGAGGAAAAGGCCACGCCCCGCGGGCCCCACGCUGGCGGCUUCCCCGGCGCCGAGUCUUACACGCUGAGACUGCUCGUCCUGCCACUGGGUGGGCUCGGCGCGGCGGGCGCCAUGACGGUGCUCAACACGGUGUGGGAGCUUGAGGCCGCGCCGGUGUGCCUCUUCUUCUCGGACGUCCUGAACGACCCCAAGCCCGAGCCGUGGACCGUUUGGGCUCUGCGCUGGGUUCUCUGCUUCACGGCGAUCUCGAGUACCGUCGAAUUCAAGCGCACCUACUUGCCGCGUCAGGUGCAUUGGGUCCUCUUGUUUCAGUGGCUGACCUUUCUGGUAGCGAUGCUGACAGGAUUCCGCCAGAUCGACCCACCACAGGUGAUCUACGCCUGCAUGUACAAGGUGCAUCAAAUCAUGGCUAUGCUUAUGUUCAUCGAGCUUUGGUUGGAGACUGUCAUGCUAUGGUGUCCUAGCCCGCUCCUGCACGCGAUAUUCAUGGUCACUGUGCCUAUCAACGUGAUUACCUUUGCGAUCUCGGGCAAAGUGAAUAUGUGGACGGGCAUCCCGUACGUUUAUGGGCACCCGGAAAUAAUCUUGGAGUGGUUCAUCAUCCUCGCGCACUUUGUCAUCGUGUGGAUUCGUUUUCCGGCCGUGAGCACAGCAAUAGCACAUGGGACUUGGAGACCUUGGUUGUGCUGCUUCGCGGGCUUGUGCCCAGGCCUCGCGACCCAGCACGAGCAGGUGCAGUGCGGCUGCCCCCCCGGCCUGGGCGGGACGCUCGGCGAGGCGGCCUUGCUGCAGGCGAGCGCGCAGGCGAGCCACGCUGUGCCCGCGCAGCGCCCGGAGCCGCCCCGGUGGCCUCCUGCGCAGGGUCGCUAG
This is a messenger RNA of Prorocentrum cordatum, 1131 nucleotides long. Lineage: Eukaryota; Dinophyceae; Prorocentrales; Prorocentraceae. The record is from the annotation of a GenBank genome assembly.